Molecule: messenger RNA, 1029 nt
Organism: Lodderomyces orthopsilosis Co 90-125
Lineage: Eukaryota; Fungi; Ascomycota; Pichiomycetes; Serinales; Debaryomycetaceae
Gene: ECM7
Product: Ecm7p
Exons: 1
Coding region: 1-1029 (342 amino acids)
Biological process (GO): fungal-type cell wall organization
Cellular component (GO): plasma membrane; cell cortex of cell tip
Source: RefSeq, a predicted model, not a curated record
AUGUUACUACGAAGACCCUUUAUAAAGUUUACCCUGUCUAUAUCUACUUUAUCCAAGGAGGAAAAAUUCCUCUUUAGCUUGAGGUUGUCGAGCACAUGUCUCGCGAUUGUGACGAUUUUGAUAAUGUUGAUUGGUCCCGUUGUUGUCAAGUCAUUUUACAUCACAAGGGUUAAUUGCUCCCACUUGGAUGUUUCGCAUGGGCUUUAUAACUCAUUAAAGAAUUCAGUUGGUGCAGCUACAUCCAUAUUAGGUGUCGGAGAAGGCAGCUACGUACCCAUGGGAACAAGCUUGACAAGCAGUGACAUCAAACUACUUACCGAUUACGCUGAGGAACAAGUUGGCGAGGCUCCUCAAUACUGUUUAACAUCGCUUUGGAGGUUCUGCUUUGGUAACUAUGAUACGUACACAAUUAAUGGAACGGAUGGGGAAGAUUUAAUCAGAAAGAGGAAUGAGUCGUUAACUUGCACAGGAAACAAGGGGAUCGCAUUUGACUAUCGAACUCAACUUUUGUCCAUAGGACUCCAAAGCAUAUUAGCUUAUGCGUAUCAGACCCGACUUUAUAAAGAUGACACAUAUGAGCGACAUAUCAAUCAGAGAGAACACAGAUUCAAGUUGGCCAUAAACGCCAUGAUAUUCACCGUGUGUGUUCAAGCAGUCUUGUUGUUUGCUUUGAUAGUCAUUUACGCUAACCGUGGCCCAACAAAGGACCUAAGUCGAAUCCCAAAUGUUGUGUUGCACGUUUUAUCAGUGUUGUCUGUGAUGGGGUUUUGCAGUUCCAUCAUUGAACUGGCCUUGAUCACCAACUUGAUAAAUCUCACUACAAACGAGGUCAAAUCCAAAUUGGGUGAUUUUGGUGUGAGUUUCGCUUCAGGACCUGCGUGGAUGACGUUUAUGUGGCUUUCAUCGGCAUUUUGUGCAAUUACAAUGGCAAGCUGGGCUUUACCAAUGUGGUGUGCUAAUCCCCCUGAUGAGAGUAGGCACAAACUAGACGACUCUCUUUUAAUAAACUUGAAUAGACAUGUAGAUUGA